Entamoeba invadens IP1 is the source of this 573-nucleotide messenger RNA. RefSeq names its product ADP-ribosylation factor, arf, putative. Bases 1 to 573 code for a protein of 190 amino acids. Gene Ontology annotation, cellular component: cytoplasm; Golgi apparatus. Lineage: Eukaryota; Evosea; Mastigamoebida; Endamoebidae. Gene Ontology annotation, molecular function: GTP binding; GTPase activity. The transcript is spliced from 2 exons. Gene Ontology annotation, biological process: intracellular protein transport; vesicle-mediated transport. The record is from RefSeq and is a predicted model, not a curated record.
AUGAAAUCAUUUAUUUCAUAUGGGAGCAUUUAUUCACAUCAAGGAAGUCUGAUUUCAUUCAUUUCAUCAUUUUUCUCAUCGCCAGUUCGGAUGUUAAUACUUGGUUUAGACUCUGCCGGGAAAACGACGAUUCUCUAUCGCAUUUCAAGUGGGGUGACCAUCAUGACUGUACCAACGGUUGGGUUUAACUUGGAGGAAUUGGAAUACGAAAAGAUGAAAUUUAAAGUCUGGGAUUUGGGGGGACAAGAAUCCCUCCGCCCAUAUUGGCGAUGUUACUACUCGAACACCAACGCGAUCAUAUUUGUCGUGGACUCGUGCGAUAAAGAACGAAUGGAACUCGCAGGCAAAGAACUUCAUUUUAUAUCACAAGAAAAAGAACUCAAAAACUCCGUCAUAGCCGUUUUUGCAAACAAACAAGACGAUGUUGCGCAUGCGAUGCCUGUGGAAGAGAUCGCAACAGUGUUGAAAUUGACUGAAAUGAAAGAUGUGACUUGGUCGAUAUUUAAAACGAGUGGAAUCACUGGGGAAGGCAUAAUGGAAGGAAUGAGUUGGAUUGCAAGUAAGUGCAAAUGA